CAAAGCUUCUCUGCCAUCAACCCAUCACAGAACUAAAUUGGCAACUUUCUAUUAAAUACUCAACAGCGGAAACAAAAAAAUACUAUAUGCUCGCACUGCGAAACCUUCUUGCACCACGGCAACAACUUCGCUUGAGAUCCUAUACUGCCAUGGCGUUCACCUAUGAAGAAGCAGUGGAAAAGAUCAUUUCUACACAAACCAAUGCCGCAACACUGGAUCAGCUGCGUAAAUUAGGACCUCGGAUGAAUGACCGCAGUUUGCCCGAGAUGCGCGCUUAUUUUAAGCGUAUAGGAUACGAGCCAAGCGAUUUCAAUAAACUUAACAUGAUCCAUGUUACGGGCACCAAGGGCAAAGGAUCUACUUCAGCACUUACACAAUCGAUCCUGAAACAUUAUCCCAGUGCUGACAAACCUAUCCGGACGGGUUUGUUCACGUCGCCUCACUUGGUCGCCAUGCGCGAACGCAUUCGUAUCAAUGGCGAGCCUAUCAGCGAAGAGCUGUUUGCAAAGUAUACCCAAGACGUCUGGGAACGACUCGAGAAUACCAAAGCCGACACACUGGCCCAUAUUGACACGGAUGAUGCGCGACAAUUAUUACGCAUGAUGCGAGAGCAUCCAGACAAACCGGCCUAUUUUAGAAUGCUGAAUUUGGUAGCGAUGCAUGCUUUUAUGCAAGAAAAUGUCGACUUGGCUAUCCUUGAAGUGGGUGUUGGCGGCGAGUAUGAUUCGACGAAUAUCAUUGAAAACCCCAUCGUGUGUGGCAUCACUGCGCUCGGGUUAGACCAUGUCAAUGUGCUUGGUGACACAAUCGACAAAAUUGCGUGGCACAAGGCUGGCAUCAUCAAACCCAACACGCCCGUCAUUGCAUUUGAACAGGUGUCAGAGGCCAUGGCUGUGAUUGAACAGCGCGCACAGGAGAAAAAUGCACCGCUGACGAUUUUGCAUGCCAAGGAUAUUGAGCAUCUUAAGGAUGUCAAGGUCGGUUUGGCAGGUGUCCAUCAACAAUACAACGCCUUGACGGCCGUCGAGUUGUGUCGAGUGUGGUUGGAACGAUGUCGAGGCGUCAAGCUAGACGAGGCUGUACCGGAAGAGUUCAAGGCGGGAUUGGCCAAGGUGGUUUGGCCAGGACGUGGUCAGAAAUUGGAUGUGCGCGACACGCAGUAUAGCGACAAGGCCAAGGACGUCACGUAUUAUUUGGAUGGCGCGCACACGGCUGAAAGUCUGGCAGUAUGUGCGAAUUGGUUCCAGGAGACGGUUAAAGAACAAGAUAACGGCGAGUCGGGAUCACGGAUAUUGAUGUUCAAUUGCACGAAUGGUCGUGAUGGACCUCGUUUGUUGGAUGUGAUUGCCAAAAUCCAGCCAGAAGUCAAGUUCGAUCAUGUGAUAUUCACUACCAAUGUCACCUUCCGCAAAGGCUACACAGCAGAUACUAAAAACAUGACGGUAACCAAUGCCGAUGCGGUCGCUAUGCAAAAGACAUUGGCGGAUGCGUGGAAGGAGCGACAGCCUUCAUUUGGGCAAGACAAAGUGCAUGUGGUCCCUACGAUUGAGGAUGGCGUGGGAUGGAUCGCCGACUACUCCAAAACAUCACCACAAAAAGUGCAAGUUUUGACGACAGGCAGUUUGAUCAUGGUUGGCAAUACGCUGACGGCGCUGGGUGUCCCUGCACAAUAAUUGUUCUUCCCCAAACCACCCCACGGUAAUUUGUAAUUUUCAUAAAAAGGAAAAGCUAUAGUUGAUAGA
Molecule: messenger RNA, 1742 nt
Organism: Zychaea mexicana
Lineage: Eukaryota; Fungi; Mucoromycota; Mucoromycetes; Mucorales; Lichtheimiaceae
Product: Mur ligase
Exons: 4
Coding region: 87-1673 (528 amino acids)
Biological process (GO): tetrahydrofolylpolyglutamate biosynthetic process
Cellular component (GO): cytosol; cytoplasm; mitochondrion
Molecular function (GO): tetrahydrofolylpolyglutamate synthase activity; ATP binding
Source: RefSeq, a predicted model, not a curated record